Messenger RNA from Bactrocera dorsalis (oriental fruit fly), 3588 nucleotides. RefSeq lists its product as uncharacterized. The coding region runs from base 1862 to 3019 and encodes 385 amino acids. The transcript is spliced from 3 exons. The record is from RefSeq and is a predicted model, not a curated record. Lineage: Eukaryota; Metazoa; Arthropoda; Insecta; Diptera; Tephritidae.
GUAGACAUCUGGCGCCACGGCUGUCUGCUUGAGAAACAAUAGACAUCUGGCGCCGCACUGUCCGCUUGUCGAAACAAUAGACAUCUGGCGCCACAGCCGUCUGCUUGAACAAUUGCAGAGUCUGGCGCCGCGACUGUCUGCUUGCGUCUGGCGCCGUAUAGCCGUAUGUUCUGGUAAUUUCCAGACGCGAUAUUCUAGAAGGACACGUCGGCAUCAGCGAGAAGUGCGUGGCUAUAUAAGCCGUGGCAGCGCCAACGUAAUCAGUCAGUGCUAAGAGUAAACUGCUAUAGUGUAGACGAGUUGUGAAAUAAAGAGUUGUUGAAUUUAAUUAAACAGUUUUGGUUUUAUUUGUCAAUCCAGAGGUACGAACCUAACAAAGUGAACUAGCAAGCAGUAAAAUCGUAACAAUAUGUAUGUUUAUAGAUACAUCGUAUAUAACAUUUAUAUAUAGAGUAUAUGUAUAACGAGGUAAUUUGUUAUGCAUAUAUGUAUAUAUGUAUGUAUGUAUGGAUGUUUGAUUUUAUUGUUUUGUUUUGUAUUAUAUGCUACUUAAUAAUAAUUUUGGCUUUGCUGUAUAGAAUUCUGCUUAAUGUUUUAUUAAGCAGGAGGGGUUUAUCGGUAAAUUUUCGCAAAUAAAUAUUUGAAUUUGUGUUGUUUUUUGUUAGUUAAGCUAUAAGCAGGCAUCGACCCAGCAAAACUUGCGUGACCGAAACUCCAACACAUUUACACAAUUUUUACAUGUCACUAACACACCCUCACAAUUCUGUCAAGUGAGUAAGAGAUCAAUCAAUUGUGUCUUUUGCUUGUUUUAUAUUACACGCUCUUCACUCAACAGAUGUUAAGAAAAAUAAAACAAAAGAAGACAAACUGAUUUUUUAGCUGUCAUUGCUUAUUGAAAACAAUGGAUGUGAAAGCGUACGGCAUGAUACCGUGAAUUUGACGUUUGCUUGUUCGUUGCGACUAAUUGAAUUCAAAGAAAAACGAUUCGCGAUAAGAAGUUUUCACUUUGUGGAAUUAAAUAAAUUUGCUUGUUAUAAUAUCUGUAUAUAAAAUUUGAUUAAAGAAUUUUUAAGUGGUUACUACAAACGUGUGUGAGAAAAGGGUAAGUAGCAAACAUAACAAUUAAAAUGAAAAAAAAAAUACAUUCAGUACUUAUAUGAGCCGAGAAAAAAAGGCCUUUAAUCUUAGUGCUUCUCAGUUUAUAAACUUUUCUGAAAAAGAUAUAAAUUCUGAAUUUGAUCCUAUUGUGGAGGGGUGCAGUUUAGAAAGCUCCCUUGAUUUUUCGCUAAGCAGUGAUAGUGAUAUUAGUGAUAGUGAUAGUGUAAAUUUAAAAAUGAUAGAAAAUAAUAUAUUUAGCUUAGAAUUAAAAGCAUGGGCUUUAAGAAAUAGGGUAUCCCACAAUACAUUGAGCGAUCUGUUGCAAACGCUGCGAAAAAUAGGUUGCACUGAUUUACCUUUAACGGCUAAAAGCCUCCUAGGUACCAGCCGAAAAAAGGUAAAUAUUCAAACGAUUCCAAGUGGAUCCUUUUUAUAUAGAGGAAUCCAAAAUUAUUUUAAGAAUCAUUAAUUUCCUCAACUGGAAAAUACGAAUACCAUUUUGCUUGAUGUGGGAAUAGAUGGCCUUAAAUUAUUCAAAAAUUCAAAUAAGGUAUUGUGGCCUAUUUUAGCGUCCAUAGUUGAUUUUCCAAACGUAUUGCCGUUUACAAUUGCGUGCUUUUUUUAGCUGGAACAGAAAAACCUUGGAACGUCAAUGAUUUUUUGAAAGAAUUUUGCAAAGAGGUAAACUAUUAAAAAAAAAAUGGCCUUCAAAUUAGUGUUUAUCCUAUAAAGAAAAAAUUUGAUAUUCGUUUAUUUUGCUGCGAUGCUCCUGAUAGAGCUUACAGGUGUGCAAUCGCACACUGGAAAAAGUAGCUGUUCUAAAUGUGAUCAAAUUGGUGACUACAAAGAACGGAGAGUUUGUUUUUCAAAACAAAUAAAAAAUUUAAGGACUGACCUGUCUUUUAAAAAUAGAAAUGACAGAUCACAUCACAUCACUCCUUUUAAAUUUAGAGAAAGCAUUUUAGAGUCAGGAAAUUUCAAAAUGGUUUCCCAAUUUCCUUUAGACCCGAUGCACCUUGUAGAUCUUGGCGUAUGUAAAAUGUUGCUUCAAUUGUUGAUUAAAAAAAGCAAUAUAAACGUAAGCAAAAUUAACGAAAAAAUAACAUUUCUCUCCAAUUUAGUUCCUUCAGAGUUCGGCCGAAUAUGUAGAAGUUUAGAUGACAUAAAUAUUUGGAAAGCGACAGAGUUUAGACAGUUCUUAUUGUAUAUAGGUAUAUUUGUUCUAAAAGAUUGCGUUAGUGGUGACCAUUACUACCAUUUCCUCUUAUUGCACGCAGGUAUAAGGCUACUAUCAUGCAAGAAGUCAUAUAGCAGUGAAGCCAACGUUGCCCAACAAAUCUUGGAAGAAUUCGUUGAUUUGUUUGGAAAUAUAUACGGAGACCAUUUAGUUAAUUACAACAUACAUGGUUUACUCCAUUUAACUGAAUGUACUAAGCUAUAUGGGCCUCUAGAUAACUUUUCCGCUUAUAAGUUUGAAAAUCACAUGCAAUUUUUAAAAAAACUUAUAAACAAGCUCAAUAAAAUCCUGCAGCAAUUACAUUUAAGGCUUGAAGAAAGAAAUAGUGCAGAUUUUAGUUGCAAUAAAAUUUCUAAAAUUAAUUCAUUUAAUAUAGAUUAUAAAAAAGAAAAAGACUCUUAUUGUUUUAGUAAAAAAUUAGGCCCCAUAAAAGUAAUAGGCAUGGCAGGCGAGUCUGGUAGUGCUAUAGUAUCGGCGCAUUGUUUCUUCUGUGUUGAAAGCUACUUUCAAGAACCAUUGGAAUCGUCAACUGGUUUAGGUAUUUUGUUGGCAAAUAAAUUAGAUCCACAAUUGUUUAAAAUCGAAAAAGAUUAUAUAGUUUAUAAAUAUUUUUCUAUUCCACAUGAGGGAAAGUUUCUUCUUAUACCAAUUUUACAUCAUCUAUUCCAUGAAUUUUCAAAUUAGUACUAUUUAAAGUAAUUGUGGUAUUUUCCGAAUGUAUUUUAUUUCAUGAUAUGCAUUAUUUAAAAGAAUUUUGAUACUGCCAAUUUUUUAUUUUACGAACAGAUGGAUUCACCAGCGCUGUUUGAUGCAAUUGAUUUUGAAGAAUUCCCAACAACGUCUUCGACUCCUGUAAAAGAACAACUGACAUUGAAGCGCAAAAAAAUUUGAUAUUUCUGGUUGCUACAACUCGGAGGCAAAACGAAUUGAAAACAAUUUGGCUGUGGAUGGAUAUGAAGUUUUUAAAAUGUUAAAAACUAUUUCUGCACAAUUAGAAGUAUUGACGACAAGAGUAUCCAAUAUGGAGAAAAAGAUGGACAGCUAUAUGAAAGAAAAUGUAUUGUUUUGUUAUUGUAUCCUCUAACUGCAUACAUACAUAUCUCUUUUCAGAUAAUUCAUAAAAGCGAAGAAAUGGCCCAACAAAAAACUGUGCGCGAAUGUAAGGUUUUAAUUAGAAAAAUUAACAACGAUAGCUGCAGCAUUGGAAACGGCCGAGAAACUGGAAUGCGAGGAAUUUGCUACUGCAACGUUUA